This is a messenger RNA of Macadamia integrifolia, 1716 nucleotides long. RefSeq names its product alpha-1,3-arabinosyltransferase XAT3-like. The record is from RefSeq and is a predicted model, not a curated record. Lineage: Eukaryota; Viridiplantae; Streptophyta; Magnoliopsida; Proteales; Proteaceae. The transcript has 3 exons. Gene Ontology annotation, molecular function: glycosyltransferase activity. Bases 107 to 1588 code for a protein of 493 amino acids.
UUCUAUUUCUUCCCCUUCAUCUUCUCUUGGGCUGUUCUUAUUUUCACAGUUUCAGUUUCGAAGCAAAGGGAUCCGCUCUAAAGGUCAACUCUUUAAACAGAUCAAAAUGGGGACGAAGAUAGCAGCAGAGCCCAGGAAGGUGUUGCUGACUGUUGCAACUUCAAUAUUUCUAUUGCUUCUUCCUCUGAUAUAUGCAAUGGUCUUCUCCCCUUACAAUUCCCCACUCAAUUUCUGGAAGGAAGUAUCAAAUAGGAGUAAUGGUGGUGGUGGUGGUGGAGAUGUCGUAAGCAGUGGAAGCAUCAACAAUGGCGGCCAUGGAGAGGAAGAUUCAUCACUAAUGUCUCUGCUAGGAAGACUAUUAAAAGGAAAAGAUCGAAAGGAGUUAGAGACCACUGGCUUUGCCUGUAAGUCCGAUCCCCUCACCGACGUCUGUAUUGCAAAGCAACCGGUGUGGAUGAAGAUAGACGGUGUUGCCUUGACCGUAUACCUCUCAUCAUCGUCUUCCAUUAAUCAGAGUCAGAACCUGCAACAACUACAAUUGCAAGAGACGCCAUUAAUGGUAAGACCUUAUGUGAAAAAGAACGAUGACCAUGCCCGCAAAUACGUCAAUCAAAUCAAGAUUCAGGCUCUCAUGGAUCAAUCCAACACCAAUGGUACUACCCCAGGUAGCUGCGAUGUCUCUCACGAUGUCCCAGCUGUGGUCUUCUCUUUGGGUCUCACAGGAAACAUCUUCCAUGAACUGAACGAGAUCGUAAUCCCACUCUUCCUCACCACCCACCACUUCCGUUCCCAAAUCCGAUUCGUCGUCACCGAUUUCAAUACCUUAUGGGCUCGCAAAUACGCCAAAAUUCUCUCUCAUCUCUCCGAUUUCGAAAUCAUCAAUACUUCCCAAGACAAAAGGGUACAUUGCUUCCCUGGAGCCGUCGUUGGUUUACACUACCACAACGACAACCUCGUUUGCCGGAAAAGCGAACUACCGGUAAAAUGCUCCAUCCCAGAGUUCCGGCAAUUCCUCAGAGAGGCAUUUAAUCUGAAAUUCAAGAACGAGGCAGAAGCCCAUCAAGAUCAGAAGCAAAAACCCGUUCUUGUUCUUCUCUCACGACGCCAUUCUCGGAGCUUCGUAAAUUUAGGUGAAAUGGUGAGGGUGGCUACUGUGUUAGGGUUUCGAGUCAUCGUAGCAUCGCCGGAGUUGACGACGAAUCUAAACGAGUUCUCCGGUGUAGUGAAUAGUUGCAGUGUUCUAGUGGGUGCCCAUGGAGCGGGUCUUACCAACGAGGUGUUCUUACCGGAGGGUGCAGUGAUGGUGCAGGUAGUUCCCCUGGGUCUGCAGUGGGCUUCUACUAACUACUACGGAAAUCCAUUAAAGGACAUGGGUGUGCACUACUUGGAGUACCAGAUCAGUCCAGAGGAGAGUACGCUCUAUGACAUGUACGGCCCUGAUCACCCUGUCAUCACUAAUCCUGAUUCCAUACACCGUCAGGGUUACAAAAUCAGUAGGCCUAUCUAUGUUGAUAGCCAACAGGUGAGGCUUAAUCUCACCAAGUUUGAGGAUACCCUAGUCCAAGCACUUCGACUUCUUGACCACUAAUUUAAUGGACUGUGGAUUUCAUUCUCUUUCUUUAUGUAAAUAAAUUCAGAUUUAGUGUAAACUACAGUCACCACUACGCUAGUAUUAGUACAGUAGAGCUGGAAUGAAUGCACAAAUUUUUUUCUAUC